ACUCCACGUCCAACAAAAGUUUGAAUUGAACCCGUCUCCCUCUCUUUCUCUGUUUCACAUCAUCAAUGGCGUCUCCUUAACCCAAUCGAACUAUGAAAAGUUCAAAUCAUCAUAUACAAACCCUUUCUCUCUCUCUCUCUCUCUCUCUAUAGCUAAUUAGAAACAAAGAAAUGCCGAGCGUAAUCGUUAAACUCUACAGCGUUUUCUUCAAAUACCAAUACAGACACCUUCUACAAAACAUAUCUGAUCAAUCUGCGAUCACCAAUAAUAAACCAAACCCAUUUGGCAUAACAUCAAGACCCCAUGAAUCUAUCGUUUCCAGCAAUCCAUCAUUCACUGAUGGUGUUGCCACAAAGGAUAUUCAUGUAGACCCUUUUUCUUCUCUUUCUCUACGUAUCUUUCUUCCUGAAACUGCGCUUUCUUCUUCUUCUUCUUCUUCACUGAUCAAUACUUCACCUUAUGGUGGCUACUCCCCGCCUCCCGGUAAGUUUCACAGGAAGUUACCGGUGAUGUUGCAGUUUCAUGGAGGUGGGUUCGUCAGCGGGAGUAAUGAGUCUGUUGCUAAUGAUGUCUUUUGUAGGAGAAUAGCUAAGUUAUGUGAUGUGAUUGUUAUUGCUGUUGGGUAUAGAUUGGCACCCGAAAGUAAGUAUCCUGCUGCUUUUGAAGAUGGGGUUAAGGUUUUAAAUUGGUUAGUAAAGCAAGCUCAUUUGGCUGCUUGUAGAAGAUUAGGUGUUCAAAGCGGUAUAUUUGAUAGUUUUGGUGCUUCUAUGCUUGAACCUUGGCUGGCUGCUCAUGGUGAUCCUGGCAGAUGUGUAUUACUAGGGGCAAGCUCAGGUGCAAACAUAGCAGAUUAUGUAGCAAGAAAAUCUGUAGAGGCAGGCAAGCUAUUGGAUCCUGUUAAGGUUGUGGCACAAGUGCUGAUGUACCCGUUCUUCAUUGGAAGCACUCCUACAGGUUCUGAAGUUAAGCUAGCUAACUCAUACUUCUAUGACAAGUCUAUGUGCAAGUUGGCAUGGAAACUCUUCCUACCUGAGGAUGAAUUCAAGUUAGAUCACCCAGCUGCCAACCCUCUCCUCCGUGGAAGACAGACACCUCUGAAAUAUAUGCCUUCAACGCUAAUAGUUGUGGCAGAUAAUGACUUCAUGAGAGACAGGGCUAUCGCUUACUCGGAGGAAUUGCGGAAAGUUAAUGUGGACGCACCCCUUCUUGAUUAUAAGGAUGCUGUUCAUGAGUUUGCUUCCCUGGAUAUGCUUCUCCAGACACCACAAGCGAAAGCAUGUGCGGAGGAUAUCUCUAUUUGGGUCAAGAAGUAUGUAUCUCUUAGAGGCAAUGAGUUCUCUUAUUGAAUAGAGCAGCGAAGAUAAACAGAUUACAAAGGGGAUUAUAGGUGUAGGAGCAAGCCCUCUUCUUCAUUUUGACGUCGGGGAGGAUCAGCUCAUUAGCAUUCUUGUGUAUAUAUGCUUGAGAUAUAGAGCUUCUGGUUUAUACUUUUCCAGGAGUAGUUACUUAGGUGAGGGGUUCUUUUUCUUUCUUAUAAAACAUAUAGUGUUUGAGAUUAGAUUACAUUUUCCUUGAAUUCUGAGAUGGAUGCUUCCCUCCUCAAAAUAUAUCAGGAACAUUCUUUAA
This is a messenger RNA of Ricinus communis (castor bean), 1626 nucleotides long. Its product is annotated as probable carboxylesterase 16. The coding region runs from base 171 to 1346 and encodes 391 amino acids. Gene Ontology annotation, molecular function: hydrolase activity. The record is from RefSeq and is a predicted model, not a curated record. Lineage: Eukaryota; Viridiplantae; Streptophyta; Magnoliopsida; Malpighiales; Euphorbiaceae. The transcript is spliced from 2 exons.